GUGUGACCUUGCAGUGUUUGUAAACAGACACACGUUGCCGUCGCGAACUGUUACGGACGAUCGCCAUCGCGAGGAGCGAGCCACCCCGUUGCUGCCUAUCGUUCCUAAGGAUCGACGCGCGUGGUGCCUGACGCCAUGGAGGUGGAGCCGAUGUGCAUCGUGGAGAACGAGACGUGUCGCAAAUCUACUGAACGUAUUCCACGGAGAUUUAUCUGGAGUCGAUCGUCACACAUUUCAAAGAGCCUGAACAGAAAGACUGCCGUAAUAGGUGUAAUCAUUGUCAACGCACAAAGUUCGAAAUAUGAGGGAUCUCGCGGUGAUCGGAAAGAGGGGGGCAAGAGGGGACGCAAGCCUGGAAGGAAGGCGGCGGAGAGGGCGGACAUGAAAGCUAAGCUCGAACGAAGUCGGCAGAGUGCGAGGGAGUGCCGUGCUCGCAAGAAGCUGAGGUAUCAGUACCUGGAGGAGCUCGUGGCCGACCGAGAAAAGGCGGUGCUUGCUCUGCGAAAGGAGCUUGAGAUGUAUCGUCAGUGGGGUCAGGAUUUGGACGCUGGUCGAGUCCCCGACGGACUUCAGGCGAUGCUGGAGGAAUUAGGCCAGCUGAAGCGGGAACAACCCAGCAGCAACUAAGCGGCCAAGGAGGCGAGGAAUAAGGAAGUCACGUGGAUCGAGCUGUUUCAUUUAUCUUGUUCCUCCGAUCGAAACCCCUCUCCUCUUUAGAGCUUUCUUUCCGUCGUCUCUUAUCUCCCUUUCUCUUUUAUUAUUCUUCGAGGCAAUAGAGAAUAAUUGGCUGGCGAAUCUGAAAUUUUCUCUUUACGUAGGGUACUUCUUCUAUCUACGAUUGAUCCACUGAAUGAACCGCGAAAGAAGCGCGGAUCUUCCGCUCCUUUCGAGAAUACGUUUCUUAUGCGAAUAGUGAAAUUUCUCCCUCCUGCUUUUCCUGAUUCUUUCUCCCGUUACGUCGGGAUUGUUAGCCCCGAUUACUUCGUUACCUCACCGUGUUACCUUUUUUUUUUGUACGUGCGUUUUGUUAUCGCGACUCGUUACGUUGACACAAUUUUUAUUCUCGUUGAUUAAAGACAUUGGUCGAUUAUCUACGGCCUCACGCUUGAAAUGUACCUCCCUCGUGCGAUUGUUGCGAUGUAAGAAAGUAAUUAUAGAUGUAUUGCUGUUACGUCUUGAAGAGAGAGACAAAAAAACGGUCGUUGUACAUCAAAGUCUAUAUUCAGUAUUGUUUGUUUGUGAAGAGCGUCGUUGCGGGUCUCUUCGUUGACCGUUUACUGAUUUGUUUGCAUUUUAUCGACACGCGGGCUUCUUGUGACGCAGGGAAUUCAUCGUUUUGUACAAAUUAACACGCCAUUACAAAAGUUGAUUCAUAUAUGUGUACGGAAGAGUCUGAUAGUCAAAUAAAACCAAUAUUUUUUGAUGAAAA
Messenger RNA from Monomorium pharaonis (pharaoh ant), 1429 nucleotides. RefSeq names its product REPTOR-binding partner (gene REPTOR-BP). NCBI's taxonomy places the organism in Eukaryota, Metazoa, Arthropoda, Insecta, Hymenoptera, Formicidae. Bases 136 to 627 code for a protein of 163 amino acids. The transcript has 5 exons. Gene Ontology annotation, molecular function: DNA-binding transcription factor activity. Gene Ontology annotation, biological process: regulation of DNA-templated transcription. Gene Ontology annotation, cellular component: nucleus. The record is from RefSeq and is a predicted model, not a curated record.